AUGAGUGAUUAUAUUCCACGUCGUGGUGAUCAUUUAUAUGUUUGGAGAAAAAUUCGAAUGUAUCAACAUCAUGGAAUAGUUGUUACUAAAGAAGAUAUUUUAAAUAAUAUAAUAUCCGAAUUAAUUCCUGAGAAACUUGAAUUAUUAAUGAUAGUUGAACAAAAUAUUCAUGGAUUAGAUAUUGUUACAUUAAAACAAUUUCGAACAGAACAUCCAUUCAGUUAUACACAUGAUAUUUGUUGUGCACAAUAUAGAGCAGAUCCAAUGGAAUAUUAUUUAAAUCGAAGUGGUACAUGUUAUUUAACAAAACGUCUACCUGAAGAUAAAAUUGUUGAAAAUGCAAUGCGAAUUUAUAAUGAUAAACAUCAAAGAGAUGUAUGGAAAACUUAUAGUCUUGUUCUUAAAAAUUGUGAACAAUUUGCAUUUAUUUGUUCAACAAGUGUUGAAUAUGUUUUAGGAGAACAAGUUCUUAUGGGUUGUAAUGUUAUUAAAUGUGUUUUCAUUAAUGGAAUGUAUAAUGCGGCCAAAUAUAUUUUUCAAAUAAUACGACAAUUAGCAGAACAAGUUAUGUCAGGAAUACCUUUUGAAACGAUUAUUAAAGGAAAUGGAUUAGCUGCUUUAACAGCUUUUACUUUGGAAGCAUUGAUAUUAACAAUUCGUUUAUUUAUUUAUUAUUAUUAUGAAGAAGAUCGUUCAAAAAAUUUAACAAGAAAAUAUGCGAUAAGUCCAGAAGAUUAUCUUCAAGAAAUGGUUCAAGCUGGAUUUGGAAGUUUAUCUGCAUUUGGAAUGUCAAUUGCUGGAAUUUUUGUUGGUUCAGUAUUAUUUUCUAGUGCAAUGGCACCAAUGGUUUGUUCGAUUUUUUUUGGAUUUAUUGGAUAUAUUACUGCUAGAUGGAUAACAGGAUUAAUUGCAAUUAAAAUUAGAAAAACAUUUUCAUCAGAUAAUAAUGAUAAACAAAUUAUGUUCAAAAAUUAUCCAGGUGAUGAUGAUGAUACUGUCGAAUUUGCUUAA
Messenger RNA from Adineta steineri, 1011 nucleotides. Lineage: Eukaryota; Metazoa; Rotifera; Eurotatoria; Adinetida; Adinetidae. The record is from the annotation of a GenBank genome assembly.